AUGAGUGGUCUUCCUCCUCGCAACUUUUCUCGAGACAGUCAAGACAACCAGCAAGCACAAGACAGUCAUCGCAUGAAUGCUCUGAGGAACGCCAGUUCCCAGCAACUCAUGGCAGCAAUGCGAGAGCAACAGUCUGCCAACAGCAACUCUAACGCCAACUUCCUCCCCAACACAUCCGCUUCUGCUUCCCUUCCUCAGAUGCCAGGUUCAAGAGCUUCCGCCAUGGCAUCCUUCCAAGGCCAACUUGACACUUCCAGAUCCUCUCUCCUGGCUCGCGUAGCCCAAGCCCAGCAUCAGCAACAGCAGCAGUCGUUUUUGCAGCUCCAGCAACAGCAGCAAGCCGCUGCGGCUGCAGAACAAGCCCAGCGAGAGGAGAUCGAGUUCAACUCUCUCCUUCGACAGAAGCGUCAAAUUGACGAGAUGAUCCUCAACUCGGCCUUGAACACUCGUCGCAUGAGCCUGGACCCUGGUCUCUCCAGACACAAUGCAUCUCUCUAUGGCAAUGCUGCUGCCGCAGCCGGUGCUGGUCUAUUUCCAGGCCAAGCUGCCACAGGUUUGCCCUUGUCUCUCAGUGCCAGUGCAGCUGCCAUGAUGGGUGGACCCCGCAAUGCCAGCAACAACCCCAUCUAUGAUCACUCUGAAAUGCUGACGGGUAAGAUUCGGGGCCUGGAUGCCGACCGUACCAUGGCAUCCAUGUGGCAGUCGUCAGCUCGUCGUCUCUCGGAUCCUUCUCAUCAACACAACCGGUUGCAAGCGGCAGCCUUGAUGUCACGCAAUGCGGGGAUUGCCAAUGCUGCAGCUGCUUCAGCCGCCCGCCCCAUGCCAUCCGUCGAAGAAGGGGACGCCAUGGAGGAAGAAGACGAUGAGGCCUACUUUAACGAUGCUGGAUCCGAUGAAGUCGACCGGGACUUUAAGCGAAGCCAAGAGAACUUCCCCCUCAAGCUGUACCGCAUCAUCUACGAAGUCGUCAAGAGCGGACGUGGAGAUGUCAUCUCCUUCUUCCCCCACGGACGCAGCUUUGCCGUCCACAAGCCCAAGGAGUUUAUCAGUGAAAUCAUGCCAAAGUACUUUGCCACUGGACGCAUGAAUACCUUCCUCAAGCAACUGAACCUGUAUGGCUUUCGCCGCAUCACCGAAGGACGAGACAAGGGCGGAUACUUUCACGCCAAGUUCAUCCUCGGCAAGCGUCAUCUCUGCAAGCAGAUCAAGCGCAAAAAGACCGACAACAAAGCCGCCAAGGCAGCCAAGGUCGUCGUCGAGUCCAAAGAAGCCGAUCGCGAAGUCAGUGCUUCCUCGUUGUCUGCAGAGGAGUACGCCACGUCUCUGAGUCAACAAAUGGCGAGGAAAAAGCAAGCAGGAGGCGAAGACAACACCAAGUCUCCUCCUCUUAGCCCAACCUCCUCUCGCCAUCCCAAGAUGCGAUGGAAGCAACAGUCGUCGUCACAACAGGAACAUCACGGAAGAUGA
Seminavis robusta is the source of this 1467-nucleotide messenger RNA. Lineage: Eukaryota; Bacillariophyta; Bacillariophyceae; Naviculales; Naviculaceae. The record is from the annotation of a GenBank genome assembly.